UUAAGUACAGUACUUCUUUCCACGUGAAUGACUGAGAGGAGAAAGCCAACAUUCGAAAACCCUAACAGCCUGGAGAAACGCCCAUCGAAGAAAUGUAAAGAUGGAGAGACGAACAGCGUUUCAAUAGAGACGAAGAAAACUCUUCAAGCAGCUACGAACCUCAACACCCAAAUCGGUGCAUUUUAAGUAAUACACAGCCCGAGCGCCCCGAGUCAACUGCCAACCUUCCAUUGGAAUCACACAGCAGCCGAAACGAUGUACUAUGUCCACAGGCAGACGGGGCCCAAGUAUCAACAAAACGGUCGAAGUUCAGAUCGACAACUGCUAUAAAUUUACUGUUCGAACGACGGCUCCUCGAAUGCAACUGUCAUUGCACUGUCAUGGAUUCGAAUUCCAGUCGUUGAAUGAGGAGGGAGAUCGAGGUCCAGUCACAUGGAAUCAGUAGUAGGUCGGAAGACUCGAAGCAACUCAGGGUGCGAUUGCAUCGACUCGACAAAUCUUCCACGCUGCCACGAGCCACGAGAAACACUUGUCCGCGCAUGUAGCGAUCCCGAGGAGCCACGAGUCGAAGCGACAGAAGUAAUCAGUAUCUACGCGUGCGUCUGUAAGAGAUAAAACAAUUCAACCAUUGCAAGUGGAACGCGCAACCAAACCUGCCACGACGGAGAAAAAUUCUUUCCAGAGUCCGAGAAAAUCGGCAGGCGGUAGAUCUGGGAAAGAGCACGCUUGCCUCGACGCAAUCAAGCAGAGGAGAGGACGAACGCGUGCGGCGAGAUGCUCAAACUCCUUCCCCACCACCUGUCGAAUCGAAGCAGCAGACACGACAGGAGGUUGAUUUUACCGAAGAAAAGCCGCAGCGGCAUUCGAAGCAGUCCCCGAAGUCCGAGAUCCGAUCGGAAACAGUCAAAAGCCGAGUUCAGAGUUCAGAGUUCAGAGUUCAGAGCUACGGAGCAUUCGAUGACCACUACAUGACAAAAGGAAGGGAGGUCCCCGACGGCCCCUGCUCUUGCAACAGACCCACCACAUUCGAUGGUGCUGCUGGACUCGCCGGUCUCAGCCGAUAAGAUCCCUGUCCUGCUCCGAAUCCUUGCCUCUCACGAGCGAUCACUUGACUUGUUUCUCUCCAACUUCUGCGCAGGAGCCGGCACGCCGGGGACAGGGGAACAUGCGACCGGAAGGGGCCGGUAAACCAUCCGUCCGUGAUCCUAUUGGGGGAACGACACAGUAGCAGCAGGUAGCGGUCGAAAGGGCCUGGAUUUCACCGAGCGAGGCGAGGAGGGGUCGAAGAGGGCAGGGGCACCGUGGGGAGCCAGGGCUGGGAGGAUUUCGAGACUGUGAGGGAGGAAGUUAGACCAGAGGAGGCAGGGCAGGUCCGAGGUUGGGGGUGUGGGCAUGACGAGCAGAAGGGAGGUAUAAGCUGUGCGUAAAUCGGUCGAUGGACAUGCUGCAUCAGCUUCCUGGAGCUCUGUAUCGGCUGAGAAGCGCUCGAGUUCCUCCGUUCAGCUCGCUCAGUGGUGGUGGUGGUGGUGGUGUCCCUGCGAAGGUCGGACCUGCAGCCAACAGGUGGGGAAUUCGCCUCUUUGCUCACUCGGUUGCGUGUUCCAGGUAUCCCAGGUCCGAGAAGGUUGUGAGCAAUGGGUUUGGCCUUGGGUUCAGGCAGUCGCUGAAUGGGGACGUUUUUGGCAGCAGGUACAGCUCGGGGUUUAGGGUUUAUUCCGGUAAGCAAGGAUGUGGAGACUCUCCAGACCGGUGGAACAAGUCUGUGAAGCACAGGAUUCCAUGUCCGAGUGUUUUUGGUAACAAUGGCCGUAGCCUGUUGGUUGUAGCUGCUGCUGCUCGGAGCUCGAACAGCAAGGCGCAGGAUGACGUUGAAGUCCCAUUGCGGAUUUCUGAAAAAUUUAGUGAAGGUGAGUCUGAGAAGCCCUUUUCCAGGCCAGCAGCUCACAUAAAGAGGCAGGGCAAAUCUCAGUCUAAUUCGAGCAGAAGUGCUCGUCCUAGUCAGGUGGACAGUAGCGCUGCAGACUCUUCAAGCAGGUGGCGAUUCAAGCCCAAUAACAAUCAGGCAGGAGCUGAAUUACCGAAGAAGAAUCUGCCAGGAGCAGCAAAGGAAGAUUCAGCUCAGGCUGGACUGAGGACAGACGUCUCGAAAGCGAAGAAUUCUGUCGUUAGACCUUCUACUGGUAAGGCUGUGUCUGUUUCCAGUGGCACAUUACAUAAACGUGUCGUCAGAUCCUCCAAACGCACAGAUAUUCUAACAAGCAAUUUCAGCACUAGAGCUGGGAGCACUUCCGUGAAUGCUGGAAGUAAAUCGCAGUAUUCUUCCAUCACUCGGGAGGAGACGGGUACACAGACAGUGGUUGUCGGUCCGUCUCGAGGAACCCCAGAAAUUAUGAGCAUUCAACAGAGGGUAGCUAAUGGCAAGCAGGCUGAGAAAGAGAGGAAGCCAAAGCAUAAUGAGAGGAAGAAAGAGAAGCACUUUCCUGUGGAAGCCGUGCUUCGUCGAGACCUCAAUAUGUGCUCGAAAGGUGGAGAUGUUCUCAGGGCACUGGAACUCUACGAUCAGUCCGUGGCCGAUGGAAUCGUGAAGUGGAAUCAGUACAACUUUAAUAUACUGUUGUACCUCUGUUCUUCUGCUUCCUUGGGAACACUAACAGCUCGUAAGAGUGGUAGCGAUAGAGCCGAAUCCGAGAGAAUGAGGUUCAAUGCCACAGAGCAGAUGAGGAAUGGAGAGGCAUCGGAAUUCGCUGACGGUGGACGGGAAGAGAGCACAGAAACACCCGUAAAUGAUGAGGAAACGGCAUCCGCCAGCACCAGCAUCGUUUUGAGUCCAGAGAUCAUGGAGACAGUCACCACGAGAGGUUUUGAGAUAUAUGAGCAUAUGAAGAGGUUGAAGGUUCCACCAAAUGAGGCCACACUGACGGCGGUGGCAAGGUUAGCCGUAGCAAGAGGUGACGGGGAUUUAGCAUUUCAGAUGGUGAAAGAGAUGGCUGCUCUGAAUCUUGCUCCGAAGUUGAGGUCUUACAGUCCAGCUCUGUUUACUUAUUGCAAAAAUAAGGCAGUGAAAGAGGCAUUUGAGGUAGAUGCACAUAUGGUGGCUGCUGGUGUGCAUCCUGAGGAACCCGAACUUGCAGCUUUGCUCCAAUUGUGUGUUGACACGGGUUUGGCUGACGAGGUGUAUAAGCUUUUGCAUCGGUUGAGGGUGAAAGUAAGGGCUCUAAGCCCUAUUACAGUAGCUACUGUCGAGCAGUGGUUCUCAAAUGAAGCGGCAUUGAUGGCAGGCAAAGAUAGCCAAAAACCAGACGCUUCGAGCGUGCAGCAAGCUGUAGUAGCAAGUGGAGGAGGUUGGCAUGGGUUGGGUUGGCUUGGGGAAGGAAAGUGGAAACAAAAUUGGACGAAGAUUGAUGACGAGGGAGUCUGCCUUUCAUGCAAGGAGAAACUUGUCACCAUUGACCUUGAUCCUCAAGAAACCGAGAACUUUGCGCAAUCUUUAUUUGACUUAGCGUGUGCUAGAGAGGCUAAGCCCAACGAUUUUAAAAAAUUCCAGGAGUGGCAUGAACGCCAUGGGCCAUUUGAUGCCAUUGUAGACGGUGCCAAUAUCGGACUCUUUAACCAAAAUUUUGCGCAGGGCGGUUUCAAUUUUUACCAGUUGAAUGCAGUGGUAACAGCCCUUGAAGAUCAAGGUUUGUCGAAGAGACCACCAUUGAUUUUCUUGCACCAUGCUCGGACCAAGUUCGGUGCUGCGACUACUCCACAAGCACAACAGCUGCUGAAUAAGUGGCGGUCCAGUAACUCACUGUAUACAACUCCGAAUGGAUCGAAUGAUGAUUGGUAUUGGAUGUAUGCAGCCGUGAAGGACAAGUGUUUGCUUGUAACAAACGACGAAAUGAGAGAUCAUCUUUUCCAACUUCUUGGAACCGAUUUUUUUCCGAAGUGGAAGGAGCGACAUCAGGUUCGUUUCUCCUGUACCAGUCGCGGUCCUCAGUUUCACCUACCUCCUCCCUAUUCGAUAGUCAUCCAGGAAUCCGAGACUGGAUCUUGGCACGUCCCCAAGAUCGGUGGGGACGACUUAGAAGCCCCAUGCGAGUGGCUUUGUGUCACAAGGCCAGUAAGUGAAUCAGCAGCUCCAGCAGCUCCAGCAGCAGGGCCAACAUCAGGAGAAUUGAGUUCAUCUGCCGUAGAGACGUUAGAAGUUUCGAUAUCACCUGAGAAGAUUAGUUCUGAGGGAGUCACGGAGGAGGAGCAAAAGUGCUCUUUGUUGAAAAAUCACUCAUUGGAUUCAGGGACUGGGGAAGCCGGCGUCCGAGUCAAAAGGUCUAGGUUGAACCCUCCUUCAGAAACUUAUAUAAGAAUCAAAGGUGCUGAGAAACUGUCGGAGAAUGGAACCAUUGCUUUUGAAAUUUAAGGAGAGGGGGAAGUUUGGCAAAUUUGCACGAACUCUCAUAUUUUUUCAAGAAAUUGGAUAUCUUUCAGUGGAGGUGGUGUUCUUUUCAUCUAAAGUGAAUGUGGUUCGUUCUAGACGUCACUUUCUUCACGUUAGUGUCACUGAUAGACAAUGUUAAGAGUGGAAUAGAUUCAACGCUAUAGCGUGUACAGUUUACAAGAGAGGAUGUCGUCCGUAACUAUGGAUCGUACCGUCGCGCAAAUGUGUUUCCACUUUAGCAGUUACCUAUUUACGAACAUUUUGACAGCCCACCGUAGGGUGUGCUGAGAUCAUAAAUUGAGCAUAGAGUUAGCUUCAGGCUUGUGAGUUAUGAUGUGUCAUUCGAUUCAUGCAAAGAUAUUGGGUUCGG
This is a messenger RNA of Marchantia polymorpha subsp. ruderalis, 4790 nucleotides long. The record is from the annotation of a GenBank genome assembly. NCBI's taxonomy places the organism in Eukaryota, Viridiplantae, Streptophyta, Marchantiopsida, Marchantiales, Marchantiaceae.